AGGUACCAUGGAUUCUUUAGAGGAUCUUUCUGCUCUCUCCCCUCAGGUUCAGCUCAGAGACCAGCUCAUCAUUUGUCCCAGGAAGUGACAAUCCAGUUUAUUUGACUACUGGGGAUGCUGCUGCUGCCCAUCGUCUGCUGGGAUAUCUGAUUGCUAGGAAGGGAUCAGGAAUCUCAGAAAUAGGCAUGAAUCAGUUUUGAUACUUGGGGAGGAAAAGACUGGAACUGUGACUUGAAUGUAAGCAACACAGAAACAUCUGCCUGAGUCUGCAGAGAGCCUGAGAUCAUUCUCUGAAAUGGAGGGGAGCUGCCCCAUGCAUCUCAAUGGAGUGUUAACCCAAAGACCUGCUGUUGUGGAGGCCCCCCCAUCAAGACCACUCCAGUGAAGGACUCUGUAUGUGGCAGGAGGGGAAGAAUGCAGUGGGCCUAGCUCGUGCACCCCCCACCUAGUUAAAGACACCAAUCCUGCGCUGUCUCCUUGCCCCCUUCAUUCCCCAGCAUCUUGGGAAGAAGGUGGCGCACAGACCCUGAAGUGGGAAAUGUGGACUUCUGUGAACCCUGUAAUGAAGGGGAGGAGCUGGGAAGAGGACGAUGGGCCAGGAAGAGUGAAGGGCUUGUGUUGUUUUGUUUGGAUUCUUACUUACCCUGGAAGAGGGAGGACAUUUGUUGACAUGGUGACUGUGAAGAGCUAAACUGAAUUUACUACCUAACUGCUAUGCGGAAACUGAGGAACAGGCCCACUGGAUGCCAGGCCAGAUCGGCUGGAGAGUCUGGAGCAGGGCGGGGACCAGGGCCAGGACCUCCGCCCCGGCUUGGCUUGGCGGCUGCUGAAUUGGACCCAGACAGAUAAAGAGCUGACCCCAGCCCAACACCUGCAGCAGCAUCUGUAGCCUGAGUGUCGCUGAGAGAGACAAUGGAGCCAACAACUGGACCUGCUGAGAGUGAAGUGCCGCUGCAGGAGAGAGUUAACGGCAAUGGACACCUGAAGACUGGAGGGAAGCCAGAACCUCAUUGUAACUACAGGAGAUGUAAUUACUACCAUAAAUGUACAGUUGUGCUCGCAGUUGCCCUUCCAGUUGUGUCCUUAUGUCUCAUCAUCGCUGUUAUUGACCUGGCAGGUGAGUUCUCAGCCCUCCCUCCCUCCCUCCCACCCCCCUCUCUGCGCAUCCCAUUCCCCCUGGAGCCACCACAGUCACAGUCUCUCCUCCCGGCCUGUCUGGCUUCUGCCCCUGGGACAGAGGAUUCCGGGGGGAUGUUCCUCCAUGACCCUCCUCCUGCUCCCCCCAGACCCCGGCACCUGGGCACUCUCUGUGUCGGACGAUUGUUGCGAUCUAGGUGUCCUCCAGCUGCCCUGGGCCCCUGCUGCCCGGAUGGCUGGGUCGGAUACCGAGGGAAAUGCUACUAUUUCUCAGAGGCCGAAGGGAACUGGAACAACAGCCAGAGCAACUGCUCCUCCCUUGGUGCCUCCCUGGCUGGGAUCGACACCCUGCAGGACCUGGCUUUCCUGCUGCGCUAUAAAGGCAAACCCCACCACUGGGUCGGCCUCCGGAGGGACCCGGGGCAGCCCUGGAAAUGGGUCAAUGGCACCGAAUUCAACCACCUGUUUGUGAUAACAGCAGAUGGUGACUGCGCGUAUCUGAAUGAUGAGAAUAGGGUCAGCAGCUUGCGAUGCACCAGUGAGAGACACUGGAUCUGCAGCAAACCUGAUGCGUUUACAGAGGCAAAGGAGGCGGCAGUGGAAGGGGGCUCAUAACAAUAGUCUAUCAAAAUUAGCCCUGGAAAAGCCUGUUCACUCCCUUCCAGGAGCUCAUUGGCAAGCCAUGAUAAGUUUGUCAGUAACAGAAGUGAUAAACUAGUUGCUGUGCUCACGGCAGAACAACAGGAGAAGUGGCGUCUUAAAUUCCCCACGGUCUGGACCCAGAAGAAAACAGAUUGUGGUAGAAUUAACUCUUGUGUUAAAAUUGACCGGUUUGCCUUCACCAUCAGAGACCAGCAGUACACAUUUCAGCGCCUACCCCAAGGAUUCCAAGACUCUCCAGCUAUCGCCCACAAACAUGUGGUAGAUAUGCUGGACCAGUUAAGUCCUUCUGACCGACCACUUGUCUAUUCCUAUGUGGAUGAUAUUUUGGUUUUUGGCCAGCUCGAGACACAGGUGCAAAGACUUACAGAGGACGUCCUUGCACUGAUCCAGGACACCGGCUUCAAGAGGAACAAUUGGAAAGCCGCAGACGGGAAAGAGAUAGCAUAUGGAGAUGGAUUUGUGCCUGGGUUACCUCUCAUCCCAACCAGUUUAAAAUCAAACAUGUCAAGGCACAUGGAAAAGGCUCCACAGCUGAAACAGUAUGGAAUAACCAUGCUGAUGCCAUAG
Mauremys mutica (yellowpond turtle) is the source of this 2367-nucleotide messenger RNA. RefSeq lists its product as uncharacterized. The record is from RefSeq and is a predicted model, not a curated record. Lineage: Eukaryota; Metazoa; Chordata; Testudines; Geoemydidae. The transcript has 9 exons.